UUUACUAAAAAAAGCCAAGCUGACUAGGAUUUGUACACGUCGUCAACAAGGGUCGCACAAGUGUUGUUCUCUGCAUCUCUUCAAUCAAACAAAAAAUAAAUAGCCAUAGGAGAGUCUCUUCAUGGUCUUGGCGUCCCCUCGGUCAUUGCAGCGGAAGGCAAGGAAAGUGUGAAAAAUUGAAGCUUUUGGUUUCUGAGAUGGCCAAUCUGCCCCAGUCUCUCUCCAUAAACACUCCGUUUGGUGGUGGUGGUGGUGGACCCACCGCGACUACUCAGCCGGGGAAGGAACGCAAAAUGGCGUCGGCGGAGCAGUUGGUGCUCGACCUCAGUAAUCCUGAACAUCGAGAGAAUGCUCUCUUGGAGCUUUCCAAGAAGAGAGAAUUGUUUCAAGAUUUGGCUCCAUUGCUGUGGAACUCUUUUGGUACUAUUGCUGCACUGUUACAGGAGAUAGUUUCAAUAUACCCUGUUUUAUCACCACCAAACCUGACUCCAGUUCAAUCAAAUCGCGUUUGCAAUGCUCUUGCUCUUCUUCAGUGUGUAGCCUCUCAUCCAGACACAAGGAUGUUGUUCCUCAAUGCUCAUAUACCUUUGUAUUUAUACCCUUUCCUCAAUACAACUAGUAAGUCAAGGCCAUUUGAGUACUUGAGGCUUACCAGCUUAGGGGUCAUUGGUGCGCUGGUUAAGGUUGAUGAUACUGAAGUUAUCAGCUUCCUUCUAUCGACAGAAAUAAUUCCCUUGUGCCUGCGAACCAUGGAGAUGGGCAGUGAAUUGUCGAAAACAGUUGCCACAUUUAUCGUCCAAAAGAUUUUGUUGGAUGAUGUGGGCUUGGACUACAUUUGUACUACAGCAGAGCGGUUUUUCGCUGUAGGUCGAGUUUUAGGGAACAUGGUCGCAUCACUUGCAGAACAACCCUCAUCGCGGUUGUUGAAACACAUCAUACGGUGUUAUCUUCGUUUGUCAGACAAUCCUAGGGCUUGUGAUGCAUUAAGAAGUUGCCUCCCAGACAUGCUAAGAGAUGCUACCUUCAAUAGCUGCCUUCGUGAAGAUCCAACAACAAGGAGGUGGCUGCAACAGUUGCUUCACAAUGUUGGGGUGAACGUGAACUUGAAUCGUGUUCAAGCAUCCCUUCAACCUGGGGGAGGAUUUGAUCAUAUGCUGGUGAACUAGAUCAAGAUCGUAUCAUUUUUCUCUUGGUGUUGAAUCUCAGACUCACAGUGGACCAUCUUAACAACAAUUCAUUAUUCAUCCUAGCUUGUUCCUUGUUUUUUUGUUCAUUGUAUGUAGUGGCCUUAUAUCAAACAACUAGGGUUGAAGGGUAAAAGCCCAUGUUAUGGCCUUUAUUGUAACACACACUCUUGGUUUUAUGCAUCAUUUGGAAUUUCAAUACUCAAGUUCUCGUCAUCUUUUA
Molecule: messenger RNA, 1407 nt
Organism: Tripterygium wilfordii
Lineage: Eukaryota; Viridiplantae; Streptophyta; Magnoliopsida; Celastrales; Celastraceae
Product: CCR4-NOT transcription complex subunit 9-like
Exons: 9
Coding region: 198-1166 (322 amino acids)
Biological process (GO): negative regulation of translation; mRNA catabolic process
Cellular component (GO): CCR4-NOT core complex; P-body; CCR4-NOT complex
Source: RefSeq, a predicted model, not a curated record